AUGUCCGUGCGCACCCUCGAGCUCACCUCCAACCUCCCACUACCCACAAUGAUGCUCGGUGCUCUGGGCUCAAUUGCCCUAGCCUACGCGUUAAUAUGGAUCUACACCCUCCUCACCGUCCGCUCUCGCCCCGUCCUCGAAGGCAAGAAGAUCCUGGUACUCAUCGCUCACCCAGACGAUGAAGCAAUGUUCUUUGCGCCGACGAUGCUCGGAAUCACGAAUCCGAGCUCGAGGAAUGAUGUGCGUGUGUUGUGCUUGUCGACCGGGAAUUCGGCGGGGUUGGGUAAGACGCGGGCGAGGGAGUUGGAGAAGUCGUGUCAGGCUAUCGGUGUACAACCUGGCAAAAUCGAGUCUCUCGAUCACCCUGCUCUUCAGGACUCGAUGAGCAUAACCUGGGACCCCACCGUCGUCUCCCAACAAAUCCAGAAAUACCUAUCCACCGAAAAAACCGAGGUGGACGUAAUCCUCACCUUCGAUACCCGCGGAAUCUCCUCCCACCCCAACCACAAAUCCUGCCUCAUGGGCGCAAAAUCCUACGCUUCCUCCACAAACAAACGCGCAGCCCGAAAAGACACGCCCAUAUCGCUGUAUACCCUAACCACAACAUCCUUCUUCCGAAAAUACGCCGGGAUAUUCGAUUCCCCUUUCACGCUGUUCGAUGCCAAUUUCGCUCUCGGACGACAGAUGAAGCACUACAAAGCCGAAUUGAGGAAGCGAGGGAUUGAUACGAGGGAUGAGCGUGCGAGGGGGGUGUUGGUGUACAUGAACUCGCCCCUCCAACUCAUAAAAUCCCAACGCGCGAUGCGAAAGCAUGAAUCACAGAUGGUGUGGUUUAGAUGGGGAUGGAUUUUUCUAUCGCGGUACAUGGUACUCAACGACUUGCGGCGAGUGAGCCCAGUGGAUAUGGAUGAUUGAGUUACUGUAGAGGAGAAGUGGUGAAGGAAAAGCUUUUUAUUUACGGGCUAGAUAUGCUGGAAUGUCCAUCUACGCCUUUUUGUCCCAUAUGGGACGUGGUAUAUAUGUUUGUGUCAUCGACUCAUCCACUCU
Saitoella complicata NRRL Y-17804 is the source of this 1047-nucleotide messenger RNA. RefSeq names its product LmbE-like protein. NCBI's taxonomy places the organism in Eukaryota, Fungi, Ascomycota, Saitoellomycetes, Saitoellales, Saitoellaceae. The record is from RefSeq and is a predicted model, not a curated record. Gene Ontology annotation, molecular function: N-acetylglucosaminylphosphatidylinositol deacetylase activity. Gene Ontology annotation, biological process: GPI anchor biosynthetic process. Gene Ontology annotation, cellular component: endoplasmic reticulum. The transcript has 2 exons. The coding region runs from base 1 to 915 and encodes 304 amino acids.